Naegleria fowleri is the source of this 1110-nucleotide messenger RNA. RefSeq lists its product as uncharacterized. The transcript has 2 exons. Bases 1 to 1110 code for a protein of 369 amino acids. The record is from RefSeq and is a predicted model, not a curated record. NCBI's taxonomy places the organism in Eukaryota, Heterolobosea, Eutetramitea, Acrasida, Naegleriidae.
AUGCAAAGUUCUCAAAAAUUUACAGCCUCAAGCAACCUUACCAUAGAGGAUCAUCAUCAAGAACAGCAUGGGACGUCGGUACUCUCAUCCUCAGAGUCUUCAACAUCAUCGUCAUUAUCAACAAUGACUCCGAGUAUGGAUCAGAGUCAUGAAUUAAUUCCUGAAGCUCCUGUUGCCGAUGAGAGCUUGAAUGUCCAGCAAGAAAUUGGAGAAAUGACAGCAUUAGAAGCUCUUGAUUUUCUGAUUGAGGAAAAUAAAAAACUGUGGAAAGAAAAGAUAAAAUUUGAGAAUUACGCCUACGCCUUAAAUCAAAGUUUAUUAGAAUCGGAAUCAAAAUUGAAAAAACUAGCAAGAUAUAAAAAAGCCUUCUUGCAAGAGCAAGAGGAAAAAGAAAAGAUGAGAAUCCAAAAUGAAAAACUUGAGAACGAAAUUAAAAAAGUGAGAGAAGAAAAAUCAAGAUCUUUCACGUCGACGAAUCAAUCAAACUUGGAUCUGCUCCAGAGUAACAUUGCAAAAAUGCAAAUACAAACACAACAACAUGAAAAAGAGAAACAGCAUCUGUCCCUUCAAGUUAGAAAAAUCAAAACAAAAAUCAUUGAGACAAAGUUGGAUCAGAAAUCUUUGAAAAGUGAAGCCAAGUUCUUAAGCACUAAAUUUUCAGACGAGUUUUCUUCCCUUAUAGAAACAAUUAAGGAUAACAUAAACAUGAAAAUGGAUCAAAUGGACAAUGAACUCGAUAAAAUGGAAAAACAAUAUAACAACGUGUUGAAGGAUAGCGAAGAUCAAGUUAGAGAAACAGCAGGCUUCUUGUUAAAAGUUGGGCAAACUGUAAAGAGUUGGAAACGACGAUGGUUUGUGUUUAGAAAAGAUUUGACCUUCAGUUACUUUAAAACCGUUGAGGAUUUGAAGCCAAUUGACACGAUUGAUGUAUCAAUGGAAGAAAGCUUGGAUAUCUCUGCAGACGUGACUCAAGGAAAGCCUUUUGCUUUCAAAUUGGUGACAAAAGACAGAACUUAUUACUUGUGCGCAACCAACGAGGACGAAAAGAGACGAUGGAUUUCGACACUUAGAAGGUGGUUUGAGGUGAAUAAGGCGUACUUGACGAAAUGA